AUGAUCACUCAACAGGGCCGACACGCCCAGGAGUUCGACUUCUUUGGUCCGUACCUGGGUCCCAUAGGCAUCACCCUUGGACUUCCAGUCGUCUGCUACCUCCUGUACUUUAGCUGCGGGCCUGAGUAUUGCUUCAGCCUCAAGCAUCCGGCCCUCCCCGGCCUCACCUCCUCCACACCAAUUUUCAGCUGGCGAGCCCUGGGGGUGUACCUAGGCUGGCUUGCGUUUCAGGUGUUACUGCACCUCCUACUGCCUGGCAAGCACGUCCAAGGAGUGCCCCUGGCCAAUGGCGAGCGCCUCCUCUACAAGUUCACCGGUAUGCAGAACCUGGUGGUAACUCUCGCCCUCGUCUUUGGCCUGGGCUUCGCCACCGACGUGCUGAACCUGGGCUGGGUGUACGACAACUACCUCCCCCUGUUCACUGCCAGCCUGAUCGUGAGCGUGCUGGGCUCGGUGGCCCUAUUUGCGGCCUCCCACAGCCCGUGGCGGGAGCGGCCGCCCCUGCUGGCCGCGGGGGGGGACACUGGGUACCACAUCUAUGACUUCUUCAUUGGCCGCGAGCUGAACCCCCGGAUCGGGAGCCUCGACCUCAAGGAGUUCUGCGAGCUCAUCCCGGGGCUGAUCGGGUGGCUGGUCAUCGAUCUGGCCUGCGCACACAAGCAGCUGCAGGAGCAGGGGUCUGUGUCCGUGCCCAUGGCCCUCGUCUGCGCGUUCCAGGGCCUGUAUGUCUGGGACGCCCUGUACCACGAACCCGCCAUCCUUACCACCAUGGACAUUGUGUCGGACGGCUUUGGCUUCAUGUUGGCCUUUGGCGACACCUCGCUGGUCCCCUUCACCUACAGCCUCCAGGCGCGCCUCCUGGUCAGCCGCGGGCCCAUGCUGGGCGCGCUGAGCAUCGCAGGCCUGAUCGCGCUGAAGGGGCUGGGGUACGCCACCUUCCGCGGCUCCAACAGCCAGAAGGACCAGUUCCGGCGCGACCCAGGGCACGCCAGCGUGGCGCACCUCUCCAGCCUGCCCACGGAGCGGGGCACGCGCCUCUUGACCUCGGGGUGGUGGGGCCUGUCCCGGCAUCCCAACUACCUGGGGGACUGGCUCAUGGCUUGGGCCUGGUGCCUGCCCACUGGGAGUGCGGCAGGGCUGGUGCCCUACUACUACGUAAUCUACUUUGCGGCGCUGCUGGUGCACCGAGCGAUGCGGGACGACCACGCAUGUAGGCUCAAGUAUGGCAAGGACUGGGACAAGUACUGCAAGCUGGUCCGAUGGCGCAUCAUCCCUUUCCUAUACUGA
This is a messenger RNA of Auxenochlorella protothecoides, 1287 nucleotides long. Its product is annotated as Delta(14)-sterol reductase. The coding region runs from base 1 to 1287 and encodes 428 amino acids. Gene Ontology annotation, molecular function: oxidoreductase activity, acting on the CH-CH group of donors, NAD or NADP as acceptor. Gene Ontology annotation, biological process: sterol biosynthetic process. The record is from RefSeq and is a predicted model, not a curated record. NCBI's taxonomy places the organism in Eukaryota, Viridiplantae, Chlorophyta, Trebouxiophyceae, Chlorellales, Chlorellaceae. Gene Ontology annotation, cellular component: endoplasmic reticulum membrane. The transcript is spliced from 5 exons.